Molecule: messenger RNA, 620 nt
Organism: Soboliphyme baturini
Lineage: Eukaryota; Metazoa; Nematoda; Enoplea; Dioctophymatida; Soboliphymatidae
Source: the annotation of a GenBank genome assembly
GGGAUGCGCAGGAGCGGAAUGCAAUUUCGAUGGUUUCAUCAUCGUAGAUGUCCUUAUGUGCUGUACUCUCAGUCGACGUCUGACUUCCGUCGCAUGAUUUACAAUCGUCAGCUUCGCGUUUCGCCGAUGACCGGUGGCCGCAUAAGAGCGAUCAGUUCUUACUUCUUCAAAGAGAACCCAGCUUGCGUUCAUCGACUGGUUCCAUGGUUGAACCGAGAACUAAACGUGCUGUUAGACGGCCACGCGUCCCGAGUGCAGUUCCUCAUACGACUGAUCUGUCGUUUGGUGCAGCGCUACGAAAUCACAAGCAGCAUGUUCCGCAAGCGCAUUUUCAGCUACCUUCAGAUCUACACCGACCAUUUCAUCCAUGAGUUCUACAAUUUCACCCGUUCGCCAUAUGACAUGCAAGACUACGACCGCGUUGCUCACUACGACGGCAUCGGUGGCAGCGAAACGGACUUGCGUUUCGCCGCUGAUCGUGCCAGUCCUGAUGUGACGAUAUUAGGGCCGGUACAUUCACAACUGCCUGAUCUGACUGAGCUAGGUAUUAUAAUUUAUUUCGUACAUUUACUUGUGAAUUGCAGUGGAUUAGGAAGUUCAGAUGUCAUGAAUACUUGAGC